Molecule: messenger RNA, 2715 nt
Organism: Oncorhynchus kisutch (coho salmon)
Lineage: Eukaryota; Metazoa; Chordata; Actinopteri; Salmoniformes; Salmonidae
Product: transmembrane channel-like protein 2-A
Exons: 17
Coding region: 1-2715 (904 amino acids)
Biological process (GO): vestibular reflex; detection of mechanical stimulus involved in sensory perception of sound
Cellular component (GO): plasma membrane
Molecular function (GO): mechanosensitive monoatomic ion channel activity
Source: RefSeq, a predicted model, not a curated record
AUGGCUAUGCUACUGGUCACCCUUCUGCUCAACGCUGCCGCCAUCUAUACCAUAGUCACCAUCCCCCCUCUUUCCACUGUGGCCCCUUCAGCCGGGGGACGGAAUGGCAAACAGGCCACCAGCGAGGAGGAAGAGGAGGACGAGGCACAGAGGAAGAGGUCUCAUAAGAAAAAGGCCAAGGUCCAAGACAGCGAGGAAGAGGAUGAGGAAGAGGAAGACGAGGCACAGAGGAAGAGGGCUCAUAAGAAGAAGGCCAAGGUCCAGGACAGCGAGGAAGAGGAUGAGGAAGAGGAGAAGAGCGUCAAGCGGAAGGGCCCAAAGGCUGCAGGCAGAAAUAAAAAGGCAGUCAAGCAGGUGAGUGAGGAGGAGAGUGAGGAGGAAGAACGAGGGAAGAAAAGGAAAGGCAGAAAAUCGACUAGCAAGAACCAGAAAGAAGGGCAGAACAAGGAGAAGAAGAGCGAUGCUAAAGGGAAAAGUGACGCCAAAGGCAAAGGAGUGAAGGACAAAGGGAAUGAGAAAGACAAGAAAAAGAAGAACGCAAAGUACAGCAGCUCUUCUUCUUCAGGCGAGUCAGGGGACGAGGAUUCUCUGUCAGAAGGGGAGAUUGCUGCUCAGAAGGAAGAGGUGGAGGAGAAGAAGAAGCUGAUCGCCACUCUAAGGAACAAACCGUGGCGCAUGAAGAGGAGGCUUAAACUCCUCAAGGAAUGCCAGGCGUUUGUGGAGAAGUUUGAGGGGGCUCUGGGAAAGGGCAAAGGGAGGAAGCUCUACGCCUACAAAGUCAUAAUGGCUAAGGUGAUGAUGGGUCUUCCGUAUGGGUCUAUACCCAGGAAAACUGUUCCCAGAGCGCAGCAGGCCAAAGCCAUGGACUACUCCGUCCUCCUUGAUUUUGGAGGCUACUGCAAGUACUCUGUUCUGUUCUAUGGCUACUAUAAUGACGAACGCACCAUCGGACUCCUCCAGUUCAGACUGCCACUGUCCUACCUACUGGUCGGUGUUGGCAUCUUCGGCUACAGCCUGAUGGUGGUCAUUAGAACGAUGGCCCGUAACUCGGAUGAGGGAGGAGAUGGUGGGGACGAUGGACAGUUUACAUUCACCUUUAAGAUGUUCACCAGCUGGGAUUACCUCAUUGGGAACCCAGAGACAGCUGACAACAAGUAUGCCUCCAUCACCACCAGCUUUAAGGAAUCCAUAGUAGACGAACAGGAGAACCAGAAGGAUGAGAACAUCCACUUGCGGAGGUUCCUGCGGGUUCUAGCCAAUCUUUUCAUUCUCUGCAGCCUGGGGGGCAGUGGCUUCCUCAUCUAUUUUGUGGUCAAGAGGUCUCAGGACUUUGCAAAACUAGAUCAGAAUACGCUCUCCUGGUAUGAAAAGAAUGAGGUGGAGGUUGUGAUGUCACUGCUGGGGCUGGUGUGCCCCCCUCUCUUUGAGACCAUCGCUGAGCUGGAGGAGUACCACCCUCGUAUCGCCCUCAAGUGGCAGCUGGGCCGCAUCUUUGCCCUGUUCCUUGGGAACCUCUACACCUUCCUGUUCGCCCUGUUUGAUGAUGUCAACGAAAAGUUGGAACAGGAGAAGUACAUUAAGAAUGCCACUAUCUGGGGUCUGAAGGAGUACUAUGCCAACUACAGCACCUUCCACAACACUACUGACAUCCCCCCUCCGGACAUCCCUCCUGCUGAUGUCAUCAGAGGGCCGUGCUGGGAGACCGACGUUGGCAUAGAGUUUGUGAAGCUCACCGUCUCUGACAUCCAGGUGACAUAUCUGACCAUCCUCAUUGGUGACUUUGUGCGAGCCGUGAUUGUGCGUUUCCUCAACUACUGCUGGUGCUGGGACCUGGAGGCUGGAUUUCCGUCUUAUGGAGAGUUUGACAUCAGCGGCAACGUGCUUGGAUUAAUCUUCAAUCAAGGAAUGAUUUGGAUGGGUGCGUUCUAUGCCCCUGGCCUGGUAGGAUUGAACGUCCUGCGCCUCCUCUCCUCGAUGUACUACCAGUGCUGGGCCGUGAUGAGCUGUAACGUUCCCCAUGAGAGGGUCUUCAAGGCCUCCAAAUCCAACAACUUCUACAUGGGCCUCCUCCUCCUGGUGCUCUUUCUCAGCCUUCUGCCUGUGGUUUACACCAUAAUGACCCUGCCGCCCUCCUCUGACUGUGGCCCCUUCAGUGGAAGGGCGCAAAUGUAUGACGUUGUCAUGGAAACUAUAGAGAAAGACCUACCAGCGUUCAUUGGUAAUAUCUUCACCUACGCAACUAAUCCUGGGCUGAUCAUACCAGCUGUGCUGCUGAUGGUGUUGGCCAUCUACUAUCUGAAUGCGACCUCCAAAAACUAUCAAAAUGCCAACCUGGAACUGAAGAGGAAGAUGCAAAUGGCUAGAGAUGAGGAGAAGAACAGGAGGAACAACAAGGAGAGUACCAACCAGGUGAUGCAUGACCUGGUUGGCCUUCUUCCCAACCGUUCUCUAAUCCCCCCUCCUGCUGAAGAAGCACCCCCACCAGACAACAUGAGCGAGAAGGGCAGCAAAUUUCCCAAGGUGGCAAAACGUCCAGGAGCAGCUGACAAUGUCAAGGGGGUUAACCUUCAGAAGGAUGUUUCAUUGGCUGCACCAAACUCCCGAGGGGCUGUGACCCGUCCCCCAGGCCCAAGGGGGCCGCCUGGAAACGCCAGAGGACCACCCCCAGGGCCGGGAAGGGGCAGAGGGAGGGGUGCACCUCGUCCUAAAUGCUAA